Messenger RNA from Ilex paraguariensis (yerba mate), 1267 nucleotides. NCBI's taxonomy places the organism in Eukaryota, Viridiplantae, Streptophyta, Magnoliopsida, Aquifoliales, Aquifoliaceae. The record is from the annotation of a GenBank genome assembly.
AUGGAAGAAGAGGGGUUGUGGAGACGAUCGAGAACUCUUCAAAGCAUGAACUGGUUAGGUGGAGGGGAUAAAAGAUCAAUGGAUAUGGGGGGAGAAAGUGGAAAUGGCUGGGGUGGGUGGCAAAGAAGAUGCUUGUCUCCUUACCUCAAGGUUAUGGGAGCAAAUGCAUACAACAUAGAGCACAUAUGGAUGGUUGACGUCAUACCUGAUUCCUCUGUGCCCAUAGCAAUGACUGAGAUAAAUGCAGAUUUUUUUUGGAGAGAGUAUAUUUUAUUUUCACCAAGAUCACAUAGAGCAAGUGAUUAUUUUUCAAUUGGAUGGUUGAUAUGAGCAUCUACAAAUCUAGAGUUGAAGCAAAAGAUUCCAUUGAUCAAUCUUCCCUCAAAACUUUUGUUAGUUGUAUUCAACUGAUGUUCAAUAGUUCCGAUUGAGAUUUUGUUUGGUUGACGAUCAAGGGAGGUUCGAUGAGUAGUAAUUGGUAGGAUGGUUCCUCAUUUUUUAACUUAAGGGACCUUUAUAUUCUGUUUUUCAUAAUUUUCCUUACAUUAGAUUUUUUUUAACAACAUUAGCACAUUGAUCAAUAGCGUAUCAACUUAGUUAUGGUAACUUUGAUUGAAUAACAAUCCUUUCUUAUUUAACUGUAAAACUUUUGUUCAUAUGCUGGUACAAUUUACUUGCAAAUCGUUGAGAUUGUGUUGCGAGCUAUCAUAAAUCUUGGAUCAUUUCAACACUUGAACAUUAUUUGAUUCAAGAAGUUAAGUACCCCUUUCUUUUGUUUUUCAUUAGUGCCACAAAUGUUAGGAAUUCCUUUAAAGUUAUCAAGGAAAUGUCAAAAUUCAAUAUUUAUUAUUUGUCUUACGUGAUACAGUUUAAGCAGUAGGUGUCUUCAAGGAUGAAGAGGAAGAAAGAUAACUCCUACUCUCGCAUCACAAAGAACUAAUUAUAGAUCUCAAACUCUAAUCACAGUGCUUCCAGUGAAAGAGGACUAAAAUUUUUCUAUCCUUGGUAAAGAUCGCAAUGUACAAUUACCUUGUGAACAAAACUCAAGCUAUUACAAGCUAUCUUGGGAAUGAUUUUUAAUUAUGUGUCUUACUACUCUGUCUUCCUUAUUAUUUUUUUGGUAGUUUUUUUACUUUAAAUUUAAUCAGAUUUUUCAUGAUUUUUACCAUUGGAAUAUUGUAUUAUUAUUCCAAUAAGGGAUUGGAAUCGUUUGUUCGAAGGAUUGGAAUUGUUAGUCUAACGACAACUUUCGCAUGUACUUUUGGAA